AUAUUUUUACCAUUGAGACCAGUAGAAAUUUCUCCACCUCGACUAUUUUUGCACAUUCCUAGCUGAAUUGCGAAUAUUUUCAGGAGCAUCUUGAGACACAAAUGACAUUCAUGUCUAAUUUGAAACCGAUAAUUCAUAUGAUACCCUCUGUACUAUCUACCCGACUGUUUUGCUAGUGAGAAUAUCUUUUUUAGAAUCGAUGUGUUAUCAUUGCUAAGUCACACUAAUCCAUCAACGAGACCACCGAUACAUCCGAUCCAAUCACGAAUUUUAACCGCUGCCAAUUUUCUGUCGAAAAAAAAUUUUUUUUGACCGUUAAUUCUACAAACGUUUCUUCUUGACCCUGGUGUUUUUUUGUUUUUUUCUCUUCAGAAUAAACAACAUUUCUGAACGAUUAACUCUUCUUGAUCAUGAUAUUUCUCAUAACAUUCGCGCAAUUUUUAUUUGAGGACAAACUCAGAGCUAGUGUACCCACCCAGUAUCUUACGUAACAACCAAAUGCUCCAAACCGUUUACAGAGAUGACUCUGCAAAGGUUGCUAUCAUCAGGGAGGUUUACGACAGCGAGAACGCGAUCGAAACGUUUGAAUAUGAGCUAGAACGAGCUUUGGAAUCCGAAUGCAAUCUGAUCGUUAUUGAACCAUCAAAAUUGGGAGAUGAAACCUCCCGAUGGAUCGCCGUAGGCAAUUGUUUACACAAAACCGCAGCUCUCUCCGGUCUAGGAGCCAUUGUCACAGGUUUGAUUUGGGGAGAUCGGCCAUACUUCUGUGGACCAUUGGGCUUCAUAUCCGUGAUAAGUUGCGGUUUGUAUACAGUGUCUUGGCAAUUCGACCCGUGCUGUCAAUACCAGGUCGAAACAGAUACAAGUAAAUUGCCACAUGUGGAGUUACUCGCAGUCUUAGGUCCUUCAUCGCCUACAUUUUUGGUAAGGCGAGAUGACAAGCGAAGAAGGAUACUUCACACAACAAUAACACUUGUGGCGCUGGGUAUAAGCACUUGGAGAUUGUACCGAGCAUUUAAAUGAAAAUGUUGCCAAGGAAAGAAAUGGUCCCUCGAUGAUGAUAUGAAAAUAACUAAAAAAGAAAAGAUGCAAAAGGUAGGAAAUGCAACGCGUUGUGACGUGUGACUGUAGUGAGAAACAAAUUAGGCUAACUUGUUGCGUUAGAAAAAUACAAAUACACUUUUGGUCGAUACUUCCCUAACUUCUAAGUCAGCCUCUCCACAUUUAUAAUGAUCUAUUCGUAAAACCAACAAAUGCUGAGACUAGGUUAUCGAUGGAUCAUUAAAUAUACCUCGUGUUUAUUAGUAAUUGCCGCUGUGUGAAGCUAUGAUUUCAGAGGGGUGGGAAAUAAAGUUAACAAAAUCGUGUAAAUGAAGCAGUCCAAUGACGUUUGAUGAUAGUGGUGAAAAAACAAACAAUAUUGAGAGCCUGUACGUUUAGUUUGUAAAUAAGUUAGUUAGAAUAUGUUAUGAUCAGUAUAAACAAUGGGAGUAUUAGAGAUCAAUUUUUUCUUAUUCUUUUAUUGUUAUUAUGAGUUUCCCCAUUGUUUUGGCAUGUGAUUUUAUCCUUAUUACCUAUCGAUAUCCAGGUAACUACCACUGAAAGGUAAUAUGCAUUACGCAAAACUGGAUUGAGGUUCCGCUCUCAAAGUCUUAUCGCGGCAUGUUCAGAACGUCAAAAAAUCUCUGACAAUCAACAGAACGGUAUAUACACACGAGCACAGACAGAUGUAUGAGAACACGAAUAAAUGUACAAGCUAUACGAUUCCGUUUGAAUCAACAAAUGUGUUGACAGUUGCUUACUUGCGCAAGCCUGGUCCUGAUUAAACUCAUCUUACAAAAUAGUCUCACUUUGUGUGAUAAAUUUUUCUUUCAACUUUCUCACUCAUAGCUAUUUGUGUUUUUUUUUCGUAUAUUUUUCUUUUAUCCUCAUCAUUUUGUACAUCGUUUCAAAUAACUAAUCGCUCUCACGUUAUCAUGGCCCAAUGUUGAGAAUAUACAUUUCUCACCGUUGUGAAAAUAGACACGAAUUCUUUUAUGGUAAAAAAUGAUUCGUAUGAGGUAUUUGAAAUCACUUUCCAAGAAUAAUUCGUAAAUUAUUUUCUUGCAUUGAUAUUGUAAUUAAACUCAGGCCUCUAGUGUUCAAACACGAGCACAGGUUUCUACUGAAAAUGAUAUAAUUGAUGCAGUCGGUAUUUAGAACCCAAAUACACCUAGUGCUAGUCCUAGGCUUUAAAUUCAUACCUGAGGUUGCCAUAAUUGUUACAAAUGACAAAAGCUGAGCCAAAAUUAUUACAAAGAACUAACUUAGCAGCUUUGAUCAUUCAGAAAAAAACUGUUCCGAAAAUUAUUCCACAAAUUACAUUUUACGAAUCGAUCAACAACUUGCUUUUUAGUUGCAAUUUUAGUAUACGUUGUUGCAAUGUAUUUUCUAUUGCUCAUAUCCCCAGAAUCACUGUAAGCCUUUCAUUUUUUUUUUGUCUCAAAGACCGUGAGUUGAGGAACUCUGAAUUUUCGGUAUGCAUAGUAGUGCCGAUCAAUACUUAAAUGUUACACUUUUUUUUUUUUCAAAGUACAAACAGUUUCUCUUUAAGGCUUGUAUUUUCAGAAGACAUAUUCGUUGAUAAUGUAUCUGCUGUAACUUGAAAGGAUUUGACAACUGCGACACAUGUUUGCUUGCAUUUAUUCUGUUUCUAGUAAGUAGCUGGCUGCGACUAUUUAUUUGUUAUAGUAUCUAGACGCAGAGAUACGAGUAGCCUGACGCAUUUAAUCAUCUAACAAUUCUAACAGCAUCCUGCUUCAAAGCAUUUUAAUCGCAUGAUUAUCGUCAAAUUCUUCUCAAGUAAUGGUUGAUGCGUCAAUUUUUUCAUAGAAAUAAAAUGUUUUAGCCCCAAAGAAAAGUCGCGGGCCAUAGUCUGUAACGUGUACAUAAUGUAAACAUGUCCCAUUGAUGCGGGCUUGUCAUAAUUAUAAAAAUAAAAUAUAGUUUUAAAUAGUA
Molecule: messenger RNA, 2997 nt
Organism: Athalia rosae (coleseed sawfly)
Lineage: Eukaryota; Metazoa; Arthropoda; Insecta; Hymenoptera; Athaliidae
Gene: Pmi
Product: transmembrane protein 11 homolog, mitochondrial
Exons: 3
Coding region: 499-1023 (174 amino acids)
Biological process (GO): inner mitochondrial membrane organization
Cellular component (GO): mitochondrial inner membrane
Source: RefSeq, a predicted model, not a curated record